AUGGUUUGCGAACAUCUUGGGUGUCCUCUUCAUCAGCACACUUCACCGUCUAGUUCUGUUUCCUCUGCAGCAUUUGCUUGCUUUUCAAAGCCACGGCGAACAGGACCCUCGAACGCCCCUGGCCUUCCGCGCAUCCCACGCCCAUCUCGGACGCUCUCUCUACCCAAAGCAUUCAACUUUGACUCUCGUCACCAAUCUCACCACAUUCGCUCGGAUCGACCUCACCACCUCGCAAUGGCUGCCUCAGUAAACUGCCAACAUUCUUUCAAGGUUGUCAAAUCUGACACAACCGUCGUCGUAUGGAACUGCAACAUGUGCCACUCAGGGCCCCACUCUUUGAUUUACGAGUGCUCAAGCUGCAAGCUGAAAACAUGCCAGGCAUGCGCUUCAAAAGCAUAG
This is a messenger RNA of Ascochyta rabiei, 399 nucleotides long. RefSeq lists its product as uncharacterized. Bases 1 to 399 code for a protein of 132 amino acids. NCBI's taxonomy places the organism in Eukaryota, Fungi, Ascomycota, Dothideomycetes, Pleosporales, Didymellaceae. The record is from RefSeq and is a predicted model, not a curated record. The transcript is spliced from 3 exons.